Molecule: messenger RNA, 2017 nt
Organism: Mercenaria mercenaria
Lineage: Eukaryota; Metazoa; Mollusca; Bivalvia; Venerida; Veneridae
Product: NF-kappa-B inhibitor alpha-like
Exons: 2
Coding region: 168-1388 (406 amino acids)
Molecular function (GO): protein binding
Source: RefSeq, a predicted model, not a curated record
AUAGCUCAGCACAAUGCACUUUUCACCUGAUUACGCAUGCGCAUAUGAUAGGAAAGCUAGUGAUCGGCCAGGGAAACCAGUACUAGUAUACCUGUUUUGGGUGAUUAGGAAAUUUACAAAGAAGUGUGGGGAAUUUUUGUUAAAAGGGAAUAAAAGACAGUUUUAAAAUGGCGGAAAAUAUUGUGAAGAGAAACAAUUUAUCGUCAGACGAUGAUGUUGAAGCAGACGGGGAACCUUGUAAUGUUGCACGUGCAGGGAUAUUUAACAUGAUGUCGGAUACACAUACGAAAAUCACUUCAGAUUCAAAGACUCGAACAGACGGGGAACCUUGUAAUGUUGCACGUGCAGGGAUAUUUAACAUGAUGUCGGAUACACAUACGAAAAUCACUUCAGAUUCAAAGACUCGAACUCAGUCGGACAGACACUCUGAGCAAAUUGAUUCUGGAAUUUUAAGUAUGCCCAGUGGAAGUUUAGAGCUAAAGAGCUCAAAUGCUGAAACAUCAUUGAGCUUUGCAGACAAAACACCCGUACAGUGCUCAGAUGCUUACGAAGCCGAUAGUACUGCAAAUGAUUUACAAUCUAAAUUAAGUAAAUUAGGUCUGUCGGAUGGUGUAGAUGACGAAGGACAUUGUUCUAUGAGUUUACAGUCACUAGAUAGUGUGAGUUCUGCACAAUCUACGCAAGAGUCACAAGAAAUUGAAAUAGAUUUGUACCGAAGAGAUGAAGACGGUGAUACGAUUUUACAUGUUGCCAUUGUAAGUCUUCUUGAUGAAACUGCAGGCGCAUUAAUUCAUUUAGCGGAUGAUGCGAAAUGUUUGAACAUUCAGAAUUAUCUUCUGCAGUCUCCAUUACAUCUGUCAGUACUCACAGGACAAGUUGAAAUAGUCAGAGACCUUAUUUCGAAAGGGGCUGACGUGACGCUCCGCGAUCAACAGGGAAACACCCCUUUACACAUAGCUUGCCGAAAAGGGGACAGAGACGCUGUUUCAUUGAUUGUUCAGUCAUUCGGGGACAACAAAACAAAACGUGCAAAAUACUUUUCGGUUAAAAACUGUGAAGGAUUAACGUGCCUUCACGUGGCCGCUCAGCAGAAGGAGUUUAUCAUUCUGGGACAUUUAUUUGCAAAGGGAGCAGACGUCAAUAUUGGUGACGCAAAGAGUGGCAGAACUUUACUGCAUUAUGCAGUGGAAAAAAAGGACAUAGAAACUGUUUCAUUGCUUCUGACUCAUCCAAAUAUAGACGUUGACUGUAAGACAUUUAAAGGAGAAACUCCAUUGGUCUUAGCAUUCUGGAGAAACUAUCAGGACAUUGUGAAAAGAUUAAAAACCAAGGGAGCUUACUUCAGUUACGAUGUUGUUGAGGAAUCAGACGAUGAAAACACCACGUGAUUGCCCCGUUUUAAUAUUACGUUCUGAAAAGACCCUGUCCGAGCUCGCCAGAGGGGCGUUAAUUCCCCCUUUUUUGCACACUGCAGAGGGUUACAAUGGGAUAUUCUUCCCUGUGGACAAUAUGACAGUAGUAGUUUUGAAAAUGGAGCAAAAACGACGAAUUGACUUUUGUCAACAAAUACAUUACAUAUUAUGUUAAAAUUAUCAAUUUAACAUAAUUAUGUUAUUACAUGUAUUUAUUUUUAAUAAUGUAUCUAUUUUAGUGCAACAGCAAGUCUUUUUCUAGUUUACCUGCGCAAUACCAUGUACACACGUAAUUUAUAGAUCACAUGACGUACGUUGUAUAUAGGCGAAUAAAGAUAUACGCCGAACAAUCUGAUAACAGAAUUGACAACUUCCUUCUUAUCAUUUCAAGUUUAUGUCAUUUCAAGUUAUCGCUUUAUUUCAGGAAGUAAUUAAUGUUGAAGUAUAGAAAUGACCUUUGUAAAAGCAUUUUUAAUUGUUAAAAAAUCAGAAAACUUGUAAUGUUCAUGAUGAUUUCUUGAAAAAAUGUGUAGAGUAUUUCUGCGGGUAUUUGUAUUAUAUUAUUUAUUGUUCUGAAUAAACUACAAAAUGAAAUAAAAAACAGA